AUGGCUCAGGACCGUGGUAUCGAUAUGUGUCACCUGACGAUGGCCGACAGCGACGAUUAUCCGAACCUACACGUGUUGGUCGAGACCCAGGUUCUCCGAAUAUUAUUUGAGGGAAAAGAAAAGCGCGCUGCUGGAGUGGAAAUCCGUGCGAACCCGAAAUUUGCUCAGAAUGGCAAGGACAACAGCACAAAGAUUGUCAAGGCCAAAAGGCUUGUUGUUGCAUCGGCCGGUUCAUUUGGAACGCCACUGCUGCUCGAGAGAUCUGGGGUUGGCGAUCCCGCGGUGCUUGAGAAGGCGGGUGUAACUGUUGUUGAGAGUCUUGCCGGGGUAGGCAACGACUUCCAAGGCAAGCCCAAACUUUCAUAA
Colletotrichum spaethianum is the source of this 366-nucleotide messenger RNA. RefSeq names its product alcohol oxidase 1. The transcript has 2 exons. Lineage: Eukaryota; Fungi; Ascomycota; Sordariomycetes; Glomerellales; Glomerellaceae. Gene Ontology annotation, molecular function: flavin adenine dinucleotide binding; oxidoreductase activity, acting on CH-OH group of donors. The record is from RefSeq and is a predicted model, not a curated record. The coding region runs from base 1 to 366 and encodes 121 amino acids.